This is a messenger RNA of Caenorhabditis angaria, 1089 nucleotides long. Lineage: Eukaryota; Metazoa; Nematoda; Chromadorea; Rhabditida; Rhabditidae. The record is from the annotation of a GenBank genome assembly.
AUGUCAACUUUCGAACAUCAAAUCGACGAACUCCAAGAUCAAGAGCCACAAUUUGAGGUAAACCAAAUUUUUUGCCGCAAAAUUUUCCUUCUCACAUGUGACCAUAGAGUUGUUUACCAUUUUUUUCCAACAAAUUUCUCAGCGUCUCUUCAAAUCCCAUACUCUCUCGCCGUUGUUUUCAGUUUUUUGUGUCGUUUCGUUUCUGUUUUUUUUUAUUUUCAUUCUGUUUCUUUUUUUCUCUCUCUGUUUCUUUUUUUGCAGCGGAAAAAAAGAAGUUGUUAAUUUUAAAAAUAAAUAAUAAAGUAGGUUUUUGAUAAAGAAACAUUCUUUCAUUGUGUAUUAGUUUUGAGAUUGUGAUGUUCGGCUUUUGGGAGGUGUUGAGUUUCUCUUUGUUUUUUUUAAUAUUAAAAAAAAUAUUUUUUAGGCUAACAACAAGAAAUUCGACGAUAUGACGAUGAAUUUUGUGAAAAUGGCAAAUCGUUUGGAUUCUUCAACAAACGAAAAAUCGUUGAAUUUCAUUUUAUUGGGGAAACCACACAAAGAAAAACAAAUCAAUCAUCCAACAUAUUUGGAAAUGAUUCAAGUAAGUUAAAAAACCCCCGGUUUUCUAGAAAAUAAAAUGAAAUCCUUCAGGGUGCAAUUCGAGCAAUUAACAAUGGUAAAGGCUCAAGUCGCACUGAAAUUUUGAAAUACAUAGCGCAAAACUAUCAUCUCUCGGAAAAUCUUCCAAAAGUUAAUUUAAACCUCAACACCGCUCUCAAAAAAGCGGUCAAUUCUGGAGAUUUGGAGCAAUCGCCACGUGAAAGAUCGGGAAGUUUCACGUUGUCUUCAGAGCAUGAGAAGAAUCUUCAAUUGAUGCCAAUUAAUCGAUCGACACCCAUCAAAAUGUUGGAGGCUGUCAGAAAAAAUGUUGAGGUAUAGUUUGGGUAUAUUUCAAACAUUAAAUCAUUGAAUCAAAUACCAAAAAAAUUGUAUUUCCAGAAACCGGCCAAAAAACAAGCAACCAAAAAACGUUCACAAAAAAUUGCAAAAAUCAAGAAGGUUCCAACUCCAUCAACAACUUCGAUGAAAUUGCGAAACAGAAAAUAA